AUGGCUAUUGAGAAUGAUCUUUAUAAGGUCUUCCUUCGAAUGAAAGUCGGUGGGAUCCAAAGAGAACAUUAUAGAAUCCUCUCUAAAGAUCUUGGUCGGAGUAGUCAUAUGCCAAAUGUGAAUACCCCUCGAAGCCAUAGGAGAACACCCGGAAAUAAUCGAGUUGAAGCUAUAGCUAUGAGUGCUAUAGAUGGUCUAAUGAGAGGAAUAGAAGUGAUUGACAUGGGAGCUCCUCUAAGUGUUCUAGUCGACGUG
This is a messenger RNA of Dovyalis caffra, 255 nucleotides long. Lineage: Eukaryota; Viridiplantae; Streptophyta; Magnoliopsida; Malpighiales; Salicaceae. The record is from the annotation of a GenBank genome assembly.